GAGUGCACCUCCGCUAUUACUACGUAGACCAUGGCUGGUCUCUCUGUUGGUUUGGUUUGUAAGGUGGAGGCGAAUGCUACUGGAGCAUUUUCUUAGUAUUUUAUCAACAUUACCCAUAUCAAAACAACAGGAUGGCUUCAGAGGGGACCUCUCUGAAGGGUUUCUCAGCAACUCUAAGCAGGUUGGAGAAGAGGCUAGAGGUGGUAAAGAGUAAGUUUGAAGAGCUGGAUGAGGCAGCUAUAUCACUCACAGAGCGCCUGGAGCAGCACAAACAGAUGCUCGCCCUUCAGGCCCAUCAGGACCAGGUGUGGGUGUCUCUGCUGGAGGACAAGUUCACCACCGAAGAGACCAACCUCUUCUUCACCUACGUGGCAGACACACUGGAUUGCUGCCGUUCCCAUGUUGUGAAGAAACUUCCAGAUCUGGCUCCCAGUCUGCCUACUACAGCAUGCAUUCUGCGGAGGAAAAUCAAGAAUCGGCGAAUCAACGUGGCAUGGGAGUCCGCCCUCAGAGACUUGGGGCUAGAGAACUCAGACGUCAAGGCCUUGUGUGCCUUCUUUGUGACACAUGGGUACCAGGCAGAAUACUUCAGCCCAGCUCAGAGGCAGAACCUAGCGGAGAAUGUGGACACCCUCAUUAGGAAAGUGGUGCGAAACCAGGUGCUGAGGGACAGCUUGUUGAGGGCUGUGCAGGUGGUGGAGAAGGGGAAGGCUGGGACGCUUGUGCUCACCAUAGAAGAAGAGCAUAAACCAGCCUCCUCCAUAAAAGAACAUUUCUCAAAUCAAGUGACCCAAUGACUGAUAGCACAGACGGUCACUGGUUAGUGGUGACCUCAGCCGAAAGUUUAAACUGCUCAGGCAAAGUUUCACUACAGUGUAGUAUAAUGGUAGGGAUCGUAACCCAAAUGCUACAGGCUCGAUUCCCAUGUAGGACACUGCCAUUGUACCCAUGGCAAGGUAUCUAACCCAAAUUGCUUGAGUAUGAAUCCAAUUGUGUAAAUGGAUAUGUAGACAUGCAAAAUUGUGUAUGUCUCUCUGGGUAUGAGAGUAUGAUAAAUGCAAGUAAUGUACUGUUAAAAUACAUU
Messenger RNA from Anguilla rostrata (American eel), 1084 nucleotides. RefSeq names its product single-pass membrane and coiled-coil domain-containing protein 1-like. The record is from RefSeq and is a predicted model, not a curated record. Bases 132 to 797 code for a protein of 221 amino acids. The transcript is spliced from 3 exons. NCBI's taxonomy places the organism in Eukaryota, Metazoa, Chordata, Actinopteri, Anguilliformes, Anguillidae.